Molecule: messenger RNA, 3710 nt
Organism: Thamnophis sirtalis
Lineage: Eukaryota; Metazoa; Chordata; Lepidosauria; Squamata; Natricidae
Source: RefSeq, a predicted model, not a curated record
UGUAUCCUAAACCCUGUUUACCCCAGAAAGCUAGAAGUGUGCAGACGGCCAGGAGCGAGGAGGGAGAGAGGGGGGUUUUGUGAAAAAAAUUCAGACACAAUAAAACUCCGAUGGGGAGAGAAAAUAUGUAGCAGGCGGAGGAAGCAGCCGCGGCCUCGAGCAGGAAUUGCAAACUUUAACCUGCGCGAACUUCUUUUUCUCCGCCUGCACAAUCUACAACUGCUAGAGACGCCGCCGGACAAGUUCAGCAAGUGAAGGGGACAUGGCACGUUUAACGAAACGGCGACAAGCAGAUACAAAGGCUAUCCAACACCUUUGGUCAGCUAUAGAAAUCAUCAGAAACCAGAAGCAAAUUGCUAACAUUGAUCGUAUUACAAAAUAUAUGUCUCGGGUUCACGGUAUGCAUCCCAAGGAGACCACACGUCAGCUUAGUUUAGCGGUGAAGGAUGGCCUUGUGGUCGAAACCUUGACAGUGGGAUGCAAAGGUUCAAAAGCUGGCAUUGAGCAAGAGGGAUACUGGCUGCCCGGGGAUGAGAUUGACUGGGAGACAGAAACUCAUGACUGGUAUUGUUUUGAAUGCCAUUUGCCUGGAGAGGUGUUGAUAUGUGACCUGUGUUUUCGGGUGUAUCAUUCCAAGUGUUUAUCUGAUGAGUUCAGGCUUAGAGACAGCAGUAGUCACUGGCAAUGCCCAGUUUGCAGGCUCAUUAGAGCUUUAAAUCAGGUUGAAGGGACUGAGGGAACUCAGGUUUUGCAAACUGAUGGGGCCUCCAGAAUUCAAUUGCCAAUUGUUUUUCAUCAUAUCAUUUACAAAGAUUUAGAUGUUUGUGGGUGUGUUCUUUUUACAGUGGACAGUGAACAAGCUGAUAUAGCCAGGAUGCUUUACAAAGAUACCUGCCAUGAGUUGGAUGAACUUCAGCUUUGCAAGAACUGUUUCUAUCUAUCAAAUGCGCGUCCUGACAAUUGGUUCUGCUAUCCUUGUAUACCAAAUCAUGAACUGGUGUGGGCCAAAAUGAAAGGCUUUGGAUUCUGGCCUGCAAAAGUCAUGCAGAAAGAAGACAAUCAAGUUGAUGUUCGCUUUUUUGGCCAUCACCACCAAAGGGCCUGGAUUCCUUCAGAAAAUAUUCAGGAUAUCACCGUUAAUAUACACCGGCUACACGUAAAACGUAGCAUGGGCUGGAAAAAAGCAUGCGAUGAGUUAGAGCUGCAUCAGCGUUUCCUUCGGGAUGGCAGAUUUUGGAAAUCCAAAAAUGAGGAUAAAGGAGAGGAAGAGGCAGAAUCAAGCAUUUCUUCCACCAGUAACGAGCAACUAAAAGUUACUCAGGAGCCAAGAGCAAAGAAAGGAAGACGCAAUCAAAGUGUGGAACCUAAAAAGGAAGAGCCGGAGCCUGAAACAGAAGCAGUCAGUUCAAGUCAGGAAAUUCCCACAAUGCCUCAACCCAUUGAAAAAAUUUCAGUCUCGACCCAGACUAAGAAAUUAAGUGCCUCUUCCCCUAAAAUGCUGCACCGGAGCACCCAGACAAAUAACGAUGGUGUGUGUCAAAACAUGUGCCAUGAGAAAUACACCAAAAUCUUCAGCGACUUCAAGGAUAGAAUCAAGUCUGAUCACAAGAGAGAAACUGAGAGAGUUGUGCGAGAAGCUAUUGAGAAGCUGCGUUCAGAGAUGGAGGAGGAGAAAAGGCAGGCUGUGAACAAAGCCAUUGCAAAUAUGCAGACUGAGUGUGACCGAAAGACAAAGCAGGUAAAGGAGAAAUGCAAGGAGGAAUUUGUAGAAGAAGUUAAGAAGUUAGCCAGCCAGCACAAACAGCUGAUCUCUCAGACCAAGAAGAAACAGUGGUGCUACAACUGUGAAGAAGAAGCUAUGUAUCAUUGCUGUUGGAACACUUCCUAUUGCUCCAUCAAGUGUCAGCAGGAACAUUGGCAUGCUGAGCACAAACGUACCUGUCGUCGGAAAAGAUGAAAGCUUCCUCACCUCACCUGUUGCCCUGAUUCAGUGCUUUUCUCUUAACACAGCAGGUGCUGGGUAUCGUCUCUAGAUUUUCAUGUUGGUUUCCAAGAGGUCAGAAUUAAUGUGAAUUCACUCCCCAUUAUGAUUAAUUCUUAUUAUUAUUAUUAUUAUUAUUAUUAUUGCACCAGCCUUGAAAACACUUUUUAGUAACAAAAAAAAUUUUUUUUUGCACAGUUAAAUUUCAGUCAAAUCUUUUGACUCUCUGCUUCCAACGGUCAUCACCUUAUGGCCCUCUUCCCCCUUUCUUUUUGCUGAAAAGGUAAUUUGAACCUCAGUUGGAGCACAUUACUUUUUGAUAAAUUUUAACUGAGGGGGUUUGUUGCAUUUUCAGCAAAUUAUUUUUUAAAAAAAGGAUUCAACAAAACAAGGAAAGGUGAUAGGAACAUUUUCAGGAGACCUGAAUGUAAUAAUGAAAUAGAAAAAAAACAAAACCUUACUACCUGGAUAUAAGAGACGUUAAUAAUUCCAAAUGGUUUUCUUUAGCUUAAUUUACUGCUUGAACGCAUUAUCUAUUGGCUUAGGUAUACAUUUGAAUUUUGGGAUCAGGGUUGACACAGCAGAUGCUAGUCCUGCCACUUUUUAAUGUUCUUUUUCCUAAUUGUGUUUGUUCUAUUAUUAUUUUUCUUCAUCAUUUAGCUUUUAUAAUGAAAAUAUUAGCUUUGAUCUUAUUGUUUCAGAAAUCACCAGGGACUUGGGUGGGGUAGUAGGCUGAGCCAGAUUUUAGCGGGGAGGGGGGGGAGUAAUAUUUAAAUUUUAAAUUUUUGCACAUUUCAUCCUUCUAAUACGAAUACUUGUAAAAAGAAAGCCAAAAACUGAAAGAAAGAAGAAAAAAACACCCCCACAAGAACAGAUCAAUUUUACAUUUCGUCGUAUAUGGAGUUCAAAGGUUUGAGGCAUGGAAAGAAAAGGCUUAAUAUUUGCCCUGCCCUUUUUAACCCCUUCCAGCCCUUUGUCCCCCAUUUUUAUCUUUCGAAACACUAGUUGAUUAUUAAUCUGAUUUAUGCACUCAAAUAAGAAAUUAAGUCCGAGGGAUGGGGAAGCACUUAAGUUUCACAAAAGCAGUUAUGUCUGUAAUAUUUGGUUAUUGCCAUUUUUAUGCUAGAAUGAAGAAUAAUGCAUGUUAAUUUUCCUGUAUUAAAGAUGCUGUGAUUUGUAAAAAGUUUGUCUUUUGCGGAAUGUUUGGAUAAAGAAGUGCUACCAAUAGGAAUGGAUCGAUAGUUGAAAAGUGUUUUUUUUCCUCCUUCUCUUCCCUCCCUUUUUUGUUUAUUUUAUGUAUAGGUAUAUAUAUAAAUUUAUAUAUAUAUAUAAAUUGCAUCCAUGUUCAGAGACAUUUUUUUUAUGCAAGGUGUAAACUUUAUUUAACCAGCUUAUCUUCUAAUGCUCUUGCCAUUGUAGGGUUCUUUUCAAGAUGGUCUUAAAAUUCAACCCAAUUCCCCCUGGACAUUCUUUUUCCAAGUUCAAACAAAGUAAAUUGUAAAUAUUUAUGUAGACCUUGGAUAUUUAUUGAAAGUGAUAAUACAAUGAAUCAUACGAAUGGGAGAAAAGGAUUUUGGAAAGAAAUUUCUCUGAAGUUUGCUAGGGUCAAUCAGAAGAUUAAAUUCCUAUUAAACUUUCUGUAAUCUAUUGCUAUAGUCUAGAGCAGGGGUUAGUCAACCUUUUUAUACCUACCGCCCACUUUUGUAUCUCUGUUAGUAGUAAAAUUUUC